Molecule: messenger RNA, 5554 nt
Organism: Ixodes scapularis (black-legged tick)
Lineage: Eukaryota; Metazoa; Arthropoda; Arachnida; Ixodida; Ixodidae
Product: plexin domain-containing protein 2
Exons: 14
Coding region: 65-1792 (575 amino acids)
Source: RefSeq, a predicted model, not a curated record
CUGGUGCUCGGGAUUUGUUUCCGCCUGCUGAGUUACUGGCGCUGCAAGCAACAACAUUUCAAAGAUGGCGUCUAGACUGUGCAGUUUAUUGAGGCCCGGGAUGGCUUUCUUUGUUAUUCUCUGCCUUUGUGGAUUCAUAUGCGUCCAAUGUACCGGCGUGCGCUACGACGUGGCGGGCAGCUCGCUAGAAGACGUGUACCACCAGGAGCUGCGGUCGGCGCGGGUGCGGCGCGGUGCGGGUGCCGGUGAGGUGACCAAGAAGCCCGUCCCCGAACUCAAGAAGGCCCUGACCAAGCCGCCCCCGUCCAAAGAGGCCACCCCCCAGAAGGCGGCAGACUCCGCCAACAACAAGCCGACGUCGGCGGAGGCGCCACUGGUGUACGGCAACGCGUCGGCAGUCGACGUCCCGGCCUCUGCACCCAACGUGUCCAGUCACGGCAUCAACGUGACGCUGCCCGGGAAUGCCUCUGAGACGACGUCGGAAACCCCCGUGUUGCCCACGACGCUCAGCGAGGACGACCUGGAGAGCAUCGUGGAGUCUGGCAACGUGACACUGCCUCCCGGCUACGAGAACCGCACGGACCAUCACGACUACUACAACACGACGUUCUACUCGGACCCCGCCACGGUCAAGAGCCUCUGGACUGACCUGGACUCGCUUCCCAGUGAGCACGUCAUCACGCACGACAUGCUUUCUGAGUCGCACAGGCGUGCUGCCACGGUGAACUUGACCUUUGACUUCCCCUUCUACGGACACCCCAUACGGAAUGUCACCGUCGCCACAGGAGGGUUCCUCUUCACGGGAUACAUGCUGCACGUGUGGCUGGCGGCCACCCAGUUCAUCGCCCCGCUCAUGGCCAACUUUGAGACCUUCACCAGCAACAGCUCGGCCAUCAAGUAUGUCGACAACGGGACUUCCUUGAUAGUGGAAUGGCAUGAGGUGAUGCUGCAAGACAAGCCUGAUGGUGGAAACUACACUUUCCAGGCUGUACUGCACAAGAAUGGGGACAUUGUAUUUGUCUACAAAGAUCUGCCCGUGCCCGUUACGGAAAUCCCAGAUAAGAGUCACCCCGUCAAAGUGGGCAUCUCGGAUGCCUACAUGUUCGACCGCAUGAUCUUCUUUGUGAAGCGCAAGACCAUCUACGAGUAUCAUCAGGUGAACAAGAAGAGCGACGUCAUCAGGAGCAACACAGCGAUCUACUUCACCGCUCUGCCGACAUGCCUGUCGCUGAAGACAUGCGCCGAGUGUCGCACGGCCAAGCUGGGCUUCAGCUGCUCGUGGUGCGACGCCGUCCAGCGUUGCUCGAGCGGCAUUGACAGGCACCGCCAGAGCUGGCUCGAGAACCAGUGUGACCUCGAGGACAAGAAGGACGCUUCCAUGUGCUCCUCGUCUGCUGUUUCUCCCAUGCCUCCGAAGCCAGCACCCACUGCCAACGUGCCGAGCACCAGCGGGAAGCCCAUGGGCCCGUCGACUGCCCCAUCCUUCCCCACCUCCAAGCCGCGUGGCAACGUGGUGGAAGUGGUCACUUCGUCCGCCAGCGACACUGCCGCUGCCCCCGCUGCGCACAGUGCCUCCGAGGGAGACAAGACUGCGGCGAGCGCCGUGGGCUCUGGCACGGUGGUGGCCAUCAUCAUGAUCCUGCUGCUGGUGGUGGCCGUGGGGAUGUGGCUGCUGUAUGCCUACCGCAAUCCACAGACCCCUGCCGGACAGUUCCUCAUCAAGUACCGUCCGAGCCAGUGGCGUCUGCAUGGGGAGGCCCGGUACACAGCCGCCACGUCGAUGCACAUCUGAAGGGAGCGGUGCACUGGAGGCGCCGCCAGACCGGACCCCCCUCACGGCCGCGAUGCCAGGAGACUGGAAGGGCCGUCGUGACCACACGAGAAACUCGCCUUGGCACUCCUUGCCAGGGCGAGGUCCCCUUUUCCUUUCUAACUUUUCUUAGUUUCUUCUUUCUCUUAAUUAUUUCGGGGCAAGCUCCCCGACGUUGCCAACUAACGUCUCCCCAAAGCAAAGAAAGAGAGAGAGACUCACAAAAAAAAAAAGAUCUAUCCUGGAAGUUUUCUAGGUGAUGGCACCCUAGAAAGUUUCUCGGAGGUGGUAGGUUUCCCCAUGCAUCUGCAUCUAAGCUCACACCUCCCUCCAAACAAAUAGAGAAAGAAAGACUCGCAAAAGAGGGUAUCCUGGAAGAUUUCUAGUAGCCGGCGCCAUUUCUAAGGCUGCCAAUCUCCAAAACCACAAUUUAUUUUCUCUCUCUCUCUCUCUCUCUCUCUCUAGGUGAUGACAACCUGGAAAGUUUCUUCGAGGUAGUAGAUCUCCCUAUGCGUUUGCCCUAAACUGGAACUUUUCCCUGCAGCUAAGCAUUUUCUCUACAACUUUUUCUACAUAUCACGAAUUUGCUUGCACAUUUUUCUUAUGGAUCGCAUUUAUUUCUCUUAGUGGUGAUAACUUUUUUCACUUGUUUUAGCCAUUUCGUAUCAAAUUAGGUAGACUCUUUGGAACACGCAAUUUUUCUUUGCUAAUCUCUGCAGGUUUCUGAAGUUUCUCUAUGAAUUAAUUUUUUUUGUGCAUGGAUAAUUUUUUAGGGUGUUUUCCAUGAUCCCUAGAAUAUUCUUGGGAACUAAGUCAUUCACGGCCGUCGCAUUUGACUGACGUCGUUUCCACAAUCUAGUAGUUUGAAGAGUUGCGUUAGGCAGUCGGGGAGCUUGCGCCAACAUGUGCCUUAGCAGCUCUGUUCCCCUUUCACAAUCCCUUUUCUGACCUUUUUUUCUUUGUGUAAGAGUGUUUGUUUUGACAUUUUGAGUGUGCUACAGUUUGAGGGCACAAAUUUUUCCUGCUUUUAUCCCCUCUUUAUGUAUGUUGCAUCCGUAGCCGAUAGUGAUGACGCGGGCACCUUGAUUUUUGUCUCUUGUUCCAUGAGGUGGGUGCAGCUUUACUGGAAGGCGUGGCUUUGAAAAGCUCUUCGGUUGCACGACUGCUCGCGUCAAUCAGCCGAGUUCCAUGGCGUCACACCCGGUCCCCUGCUACACAGGAGUCCGGCCUUCUGGAACAAUUUCCUCGUCAGUUUGCCCCCAUCCAAACCUCGUCAAUGUACCAUUUCUCUCCGUCAAGUGCCUUGCAGAGAAACGUGUCCAAGAAGGAUUGGGAAGGCACUCUCCACGCAGGGAUGCACGUUCAAUGUUGCCGAGCCAAUUGGCCCGUCUGGCGUACCUGCAAAUUUUGAUUGGUGGGCUAGCUACCCUGCGUGCACCUAUUGGUUUGCCGAAUAUCGAACUGGAAGGUGUCGACAGAGGCGCUGUGCAACGAGUUGACAAUCGACCAUGAGGCUUGAGACUAAUAUUUUGUGACACCUGCAGUAUUUUUUUGACACCUUCGAAUCUCCCUGAAGAUCUCUGUUUUGGGGCUUUUUUUUUUUUUUUUCUUCACAUUCCAGGCUGUUUGUGAACUUCUCAAAACUUGCUUCUCCCUGUUAUGAUCUGAUUGGCCAUCGGCAUUAGCAUUUAUUUGAAAGCCGUUGGUUAGGCCUAGCCUUCAGCUAAACCUAACCAUUGGUUAGGCUUAGGCUGCAUUUAGGUUCCAACUAUUGGUUAGGUGUAGCCGUUAUUUAGGCCUAAUGCCAGUUAGGCCUAACCACCUGCUAUGGCUCCACCUAAUUUUUAUUAUCUUUACUGCACUGCUUUUAAUUUUAUCUUGAUUCUCAAGUUUUAUUCUACAUCCUACGUAGGCUAUUAUGUUUUUCUUCAUGUUUAGUGCUAGCUAAUUAAACGACACCACAUCGCCUUUCCCGCUUUGGUACUCGUUGAACCAGUAACUUCUGAGAAUGUGAGGCACUUGGAAAGUUAUCUUUGGAGAAUGGAACUUUUGGAAAGAAGCCUGGAAAUGAAUCUUCAUUGAAAGCAAGCUUCAAAUUUCUGUGCCCUUUGACCCGACAGUGGAAAGCAGGGCAUUGCUUGAAACGAGGCUAAAGAACACCUGCUGGAGCCCGAGCCAAGUCCGCGUCUUUCGUGGUCCGUGUCCACAAGCUUUUCCCUCACGUUCGCAGCGUGAGCACCCUCUUCUCGUUCGGGUUUCCCUAACUACCGCAAACCAUAUACUACCUUCGAUGUACAUAAGCGUAUAUACAUAGUUAUAGUACAUAGUUUAUAAGUGCGUAACCCACGUUAUGCCUGUGAUGCUCAUUUUUUUCCCUAACUUGUUUCCCAAAUAAUGUCGGCCGAGUUUUUAUGAGUAUUGAGGUUGCCAGUGUCCGGGUGCCACUGUAUCAUGUGCACGGGGGGAAAACCGCAUCGAGUUAACGGGGGAUCGGGAGCCAGUUUCCGGCUUGACCAAUCGGCUGUGACUCCGACCACAACCGAUGCUACGAUCCGACGGAGCCGAUCAGGCAGCUCCAAAAGCGGAUUGUCCUGGCUUUCUUUGUCUUUGGGCAUUUACCAUCACCGGAUAAACCAAUCGGGAGCAGUGAAAGUGCCAUGACCCUGCACUUUCAGUGCACGAGUGCCCCGACAGUGUUCUUUUGGCGCUGUUUAAUUGGGUCGUGGCGUCGGCUGCGGUCAGACUUGCGUAAAACGGAGAAUCGCGAAAAGAGUCUGAUGUGGUCGCAUUUUUUGUAUGGCCAGGUCGGGCGGAGAACACGUCUCCAUGAAUUCUGUAAAAUGUAGACGAAAAGUGAGCGUAAACGGGGGCUGCAUUGGCUUCUUUGUACGAGUGUCUUUGAAUUGUGCACACGACGCUUUUGCACCCCUUGAGUUCAGUUCUUCUACGAAAGGUGCAUUGUUUGUCGGCCUUGCCCAAAGCUCGGCAGUGCUUUUCGAUGUCGGAAGGACGAGGCUUGCUUCGUUCGGAGGUCGGCCUAUUUUUGUACAGAAGUCCUUCGUCGCGAAUGUUUGCCGAGAACUACGAGGCUCGCAAACAUGGCCGAGAAAAGUUGGGAAAUUCCUUUACAAUCUCGAUGAAAGACAGAAUGGAGGAAAGUUUGUUUCCGAAGAGCUUCUGUAAUUAUCACGUUGCGGCGGUCACGAGCGCAAAGCACGUGAGGUGUGAAGGAUUACAGUUUUCUUUUCUCGCAGGAACUUCGGGAGACAGUUGCCGUUGGUUUAGCAGAAAUUUUAUCGAUGAAUUUGCGAGUGCGAAUUCUGUUUUAGCUUCUACGCAUGCCAGGGCACAUAAAAGCCUUAAUGAACCCCUCUUUUAUCCGGAGUUUUUUUUUAACCUUUGUUGUUGUUUUUUUUCUUUGCUAGGUUCUUUUAUUUUCAUAUUUUUUUUAGGACUCUCAUACUAGCAGUUGUAAUUAUAGCUUGGUAACUGCUCAAGUUUGGAGAAGUGCAAGCUGUACGGAAGCAUAUAUUUGGAUAUAAAAAUAAGUUUUGUCUUGGCUCAAACACGUACCUGUCCCAUUGCACCAGCAGCAAUUGUUCCGAGAUAUUUUGCGUGAAACUCGCUGGACAACCAUUUUCUUUACAGAUUAAGAUUUUAUGCAAUGUAAGAAUUUGUACUGCAUAUUUCCAAAGGCUUACGAGAGCUCUCUAAGCAAAUAAAAUUAAUGCUCGACGUUUUGGA